AUGGGUUGCAGUGUAAUUUUCAGCGUUAGAUUAGAACUUGAUGGAGCGAGAGGAGUAAUCCUAAGAGGUAGGAGUGCAUUCCUAUGCUGGGACGAGGGUGAACUCUCAAGUGCCGGCGGUGAUGGUGGUGGAGGUGAAUUUUUAGGUGGUUUUGGCGAUGGUGGAGGUGGGGAAUUCGCAGGUGGGUUGGAUGACGGCGGUGGAGGUGAACUCACUGGUGGAGUUGAACUAGGUGGUGGUGUUGAACUCAAUGGUGGAGUAGAAUUAGGUGGUGGUGGUGACGGUGGAGGUGAAGUUUUUGCGCAGAGUUAUGAUUGUACGCAGAUGGGGAAAAAAUGA
Molecule: messenger RNA, 339 nt
Organism: Morus notabilis
Lineage: Eukaryota; Viridiplantae; Streptophyta; Magnoliopsida; Rosales; Moraceae
Product: glycine-rich protein 2-like
Exons: 2
Coding region: 1-339 (112 amino acids)
Source: RefSeq, a predicted model, not a curated record